CUGCCAGAUUCUGGAACCAGUUUCAAAAAGCCUGCACAAAGGACUAGCAGACUUCCAUUGUUCUCUCUUGGAACGAUAAAGCCGUCCGCUCGGCAAGGAAACCUAUUGAAAAACUUUCGCCGCUUACCAACUGGGCAGGCACGCCGGACAGCAUAGGACUCCGCGCAAAAACAAUGAUGUAUCUGAAUUCCCUCAAUACUGACGCCUUUUUGUGUGACAAAGCCAAGGACCUGCGAUCAUCGAUCAGCACCCUAAUUCACAAAGUGGACGUUGGGCACAAGCUGGUCCCAUCCAGCUUUUACAAAAAGAAAGACGGUCACAGAAACUGCAUGAAGGAGGUCAUGAAGUGGAAAGAAUCAUUCAAUCAACUCCUUAGCAGCAAAGAUGGGCUCUCAGCUUUCCGCACCUUCCUGAAAACAGAGUUCAGCGAGGAGAAUCUGGAGUUCUGGGUAGCCUGUGAAGAAUACAAGAAGACGCCAUCAGUCAACAAGCUUCCUGCCAAAGCUCAGUGCAUAUUUCAGGAAUUCCUGCAGACUGGAGCCCCACGAGAGGUCAACAUUGACCAUCAAACCAGAGAACACUCACGCCUGCAAAUUUCAGCCGCCUGCCGUAAUUGCUUUGACGCUGCCCAAGAACAGACCCGUAUUCUGAUGGAAAAAGACUCUUACCCACGCUUCUUAAAAUCCCCCAUUUACCAGCAAUUGCUGACCCAGUCAUCUAUGAAGAAGCUUAAGUUCUCUUUCACAUGAACUAAGACCAAGUGUUUUGAGUAAGCUACGACAUUGAGACCAGAGCUCAGUUCCAGUGAUCUGGAACCCGGUUCAUGGCAUCACGGCAUCACGGUUCAUGGCAUGUGUGUACUGGAGUCUGGGCGCUGAUUGAGAAGACUUUCACGCAGGGCCCUUCCGUGUAGAUGGGCCUAAGACAGUAGAACAGAGAAGACAGUGUAUAGAAUGGAUUAGUGAGUUCUAGUCCAACAAAAUUUCCUUGACACCAGUUAUGGUGCCAUGAAACGACUGUGCUUGCCUAGACAAACCCCUGCAACCUUUUUAUGUUCAUAGGGGAACGUUAACAGGAUUGAGAUAGCAUGAGAGAAUCUCUGUAACAGACUAGAACUCACAAUGGUGUGAUUCCUAGUUGAUGUGCUAAUGUUUGUGCAAUGUGUCUGUGCUGCUAAGUGUCACUUCCUCCCACUGCAGUUUUUUUUCCUUGUAGCCAGGGGAAAAAAUCCGUUAUUUUUACUGUUGCUAUGUAGAUAAUUUAUCAAGUGUCUGGAAAUGAGUUUUCACCUGGGACACAAUAGAUGCCAAGUGUUUUAGUAGUAUCCAUUCAUAAUGAUGAGAUCCAAGAACAAUGGGGGGAAGUAGAGUACAAUGUUUAAAAAAUGUGACACAUUCCUAGCCAGUCUUUUUCCUUUGGCAAACAGGAAUUGCAGAGACUCGCGUCAACAGUAUUCUGGAUGUGGGAAAUGACCCCGCAGAAGGCUAGGUGAUAAAUGGUAAAGAAAGAUCUUGGUGUUGAUGAUAACACCUGCAGCAAUUAUAAGUACACAUAUGUAUAUAGCAAAAAAAAUAAAAAACAUUUUAU
This is a messenger RNA of Rana temporaria (common frog), 1587 nucleotides long. It is a transcript of the gene RGS16, whose product is annotated as regulator of G protein signaling 16. NCBI's taxonomy places the organism in Eukaryota, Metazoa, Chordata, Amphibia, Anura, Ranidae. The transcript is spliced from 4 exons. The record is from RefSeq and is a predicted model, not a curated record. The coding region runs from base 174 to 749 and encodes 191 amino acids.